This is a messenger RNA of Mytilus trossulus (common blue mussel), 2274 nucleotides long. RefSeq names its product myb-related transcription factor, partner of profilin-like. The record is from RefSeq and is a predicted model, not a curated record. Bases 1 to 780 code for a protein of 259 amino acids. Gene Ontology annotation, cellular component: nucleus. Lineage: Eukaryota; Metazoa; Mollusca; Bivalvia; Mytilida; Mytilidae. The transcript is spliced from 5 exons.
AUGGAGACCACUGCAGACGACCAGGGGACGGCAGCAGUGGUUGACGGUGUGCCUAUUGAUCAGGCGGAAAUAAAUAAGCAAAGGACGCUGUGGGGAACAGAGGAACAGGCCCUUCUCAUCUCCCUCGUCCUGGAGGAUGAGAAAACUUUGUUUGGUGCAGCAAAGGGGGACGGGGGAGAUGGCAAUAUUAAUGCUAUCAAAAGAAGGGCCUGGCAAGCAAUUGCUGAUCAAUUGAAUGCCUACCAUGGUACAUGGAAAAGAACUUGGCAGGAAUGUAAAAAAAAGUGGAACAACUCCAAACAGAGAGCUAAACAGAAAAUAGACAACUUAAGACAUCCUAGAACUGGAGGUGGUCCAGCCCAGCCCCAAAUCACACCCACAGAGGAGUUGAUUCUCCAGGGAAUAGGAGGGAGACCAUCCAUGACUGGAGUUGGCAGUUUCUUAGAUACAGAUGCAGCAACACCAGAAAUAUCAGUGGAACAAGAAUUGGAGGAGGCCAAUACAUCUCGUGAGUUCUCCAGGUCAACUCCAGUCCCAUCAGGAUCAAAUACCACAUGCACAAACCCUUCAGUUGAAAAGAGAAAAGCAUUGAAAAGAAAGAGUACACAAGACAUAGAAGAACUUACACAAAAAAAUUUACUUUUGGACAAUGAGAUGCUUAUCGAACAAAAAAAAAUGUACGUCAAAAAACAAGAAAAGUAUGAUAUUGAAAUUAAAAAAAUGAAACUGGAAAUUGAAUAUUGGGCAUUAAAAAAAGAAUUAGUUGUGUUGCAAAUAUGAUAAAAAAAAAAUAUUUUGUCAAAAAUUAAGUUUCAUACAUCCCACUCCUGUUUAUCAAGUAUUACAUUUUGACUUCUCUGGUAAAUUUAUAAAAUGCAAUUUGUAUUCUAAGGGUGAAAACAUUAUUUCAAACAAAAGAAGGAAAUUGUUUGUUUAUAUAUAUAUAUAUAUAUAUAUUUAUUUGGAGCCCACCUGAUCAUUCAUACAAUUAGUUUCUUUAUUAAAAACUGUUUAAAUAGGAAAUUGAAAAUGCUUUCUGUCUACAAGAUUAACUUAAGGAAGUCUGCUGCUCAUAAUAAAUAACUUUCCAUAAAACUAGUAUAUAUUGAUAGGGGAUCAAUUGGAAAAUCAAAAAAACAAAAAAAAAAUAGGGGUAAAUGUGCUUGUUUUUGAGAUAAUAUCCGUUGAAAUUCUGGUGGGAAAAUAUUCUCUCUUGACUUUUCAUAGCUUUAUCAUUGACCAGUUACAGUUCUCAAAAACUAUCAAAAAAUAAAUAAAAAUUUAUAAAACUUUUACAAAUUGCUUAUAAUUAUACCUGGAAAAUAUUUAUCAACAGAAAUAUGGGGGUUCAUGGGCACAUUUUUUUAAGGCAGUUAAUUGGAUAAAACCACAGGAUUUUGAUAAUCUGAGAGAAAACUCCAAAACAUGACAAGCAAACAUCCUUAAGUAAGAUUUUUAUAGAAUUAAACUGACUAUAAAUGUAGUCAAACAUUACCAACUAAAUAUUAAAGUUGGUCGUUUUAACAAUAUUCUAAGAUAUCAUACAAUUGUAUAUGUAUAAGCAGUCACAUGAUUUGUAUUGAAAAUGAGUACCAUCUUUUUUUAGUAUGUCCUGCAUUCAGAUCAUUGAGGCAACAGUUUUUACAAAAAUAUAUGUUAUUCUUCAUGGCCAAAUAACAGAAAGCUAGUCAUGCUAGUAUUUAUUUUACGGGAUAGCCCAAAGAAUUUAACUUAAAAUUGUUUAAAUAUCUAAAUACAUGAUGGAAUUAUUGAUCCCAAAUCAUUUUUGAAUAAUAGUUGUAGUUAUGUACUCUUUAUUAACCUUAUUGUCUUAUUCUCUUCAUGUUUACUGUCAUCAUUGUCUAUAUUUAUUAUCUUAUUGUUCUGUAUCAUUAUGUUUCCUUCAGCAAUCAGAAAUGAUAAAAUCUCAUGUAGUAACAACAAUGGAAUGUGUCAUUUAAGCACAUAUAAAAGCCGAAUCAUUUUUAAUACAAAAGUUUCUUAACGAUUAUUAUAUGUUUAUAUUCUUGUAUUAUUGAAUUAACCAGAUGUAGUGCAUCUUAUGUGAUAUAUUUAAUAUUUAUGUACGGUUUGUUAAUUUAUUGAUUAAUGUUUGAAUUUUUAUGCUGUUAUUGAAUUGAAGCAAGCAAGAACUGUAUAGUUAUUGGUUUUAUUAAUUUCUGGAACAUAUUUAUUUGUUAUCACAGCGUGUAAAUGACAACAAAUACAACUGAUAAAACUCAAAUUAAAACAGAAGUAUUACUUAAAAUUUAU